CCUGAAUUUGAGAAAGUUGAUGAGGAAGAUUUGCUAACUUAUGGCAUGUGCGUCCAAGAUGCAAAGAAGGUGCUGCAAAGUUUCAAGACAUAUUUUAACUAUUUUGCAUCCCUCUCAAUUGACCGGCCAAAUGCAGAAUUGGCAGUAUUUCUUGAAAGGAAGUAUGGCCCAGAAUGGUAUAAAGCAAAUAGGAACAGUGAGGAAUUCAAAGCUUGCUGGAAAGCUUACAUCUCUCCAAGAGAUUUAUUCAUAGGCUGCAGCAUUGGGGGGCCACAAUCAAGGUGCAACUCAGAGCUAUACACUCCUAAUCAAUUCUGUCUGCAACUUGGAUAUUGCCAAGACAUCCCUGCUCCACCUCAGUUUACCGGAAAUGUUUACUUCCCUUUGAGGUUCCUCUUUCCUGACAUCGAAUCAAUACAAGAGCAGGUUCAACUUACCAGCACGUUCCUCAACUCAAUUGACUUUCAGCCACCUCCACUUAGCCAUCCCGACUGCACUAAAGCUUAUAAAGACUGGUGGACAAAGGAAGAUAAAAGCAAAGUCGAAAAUCCUCCACCCAUUGGCAAAGUCAAGAAUUCCUCAAAUGAGAAACCAAAGACGCAACCUACUAAGAGGAAAACGUCUUCUCCACAGAUUUUUGAUAAAGAGGAUGCACCAAAUAAAAUUGCAAAAGCAUCUAUUCAUAGUUCCACUAAGCUUGCGAUCACAAAGCAAGCCGACUUCACAAGAGAAGAAUUGCAGUCGGUCACCACCUCACCGCCAAGGCCUAUUGCUCCUGCACAGGCUGCUUCACUCGUGAUUGAGAUAGAUGAUGAUGCCCUUGAGAGUGAGGUUUUUGCUCAACUGGACCUCUUGGAUGACUUCUUGGAAAUAGAAAAGUCCAUGCCUCCUAGCUUAAAAGAUAAGAUCGUGGAAGAAGAAAAGAACAAUCCGGAUGUCCCUUCUCAAGAAUCCAUCGAUGUUGCCACCCACCUUCUCCUUGAGCUAUUGAAUGGUAAUCCAUCUGAACUUUGCCAAGUCGUUGAUCAAAAUGAGGCAUUCAAUGCUGCUGAGGUCUUAAGCAAGGUUCCCACAUUGGAUGCAUCAUUGCGUAUGUUCUGGAGCAAUUUCCUUAUUGUUUACAAGAACUUUAGCCAGCGGUUUAUGAAUGAGAAGAAAGUUGUGUCAGAAGCAACCGCGGCUGCAGAUCUUUCUUGGCAAUGUAAAGAUGCAGUAGAGAAGAAAAAGAGUAUUUAUGAAAAGGUGAAAAAUAACAUUAACACCCAAAUGAAGCUGCAUCAAGACAACCUAGAUGAGAUUGCCAAACUAGAAGCCCGCCUUGCCGAGUUGAAAAAGGCAACAACAAAGGAAGAAGACAACCUCAAAUCCCUUAAAGCCGAGAGAAGCAAAUUACUAGUUGAGCUCAAGGAAGAAGGACGUGAAGCUUUGGUUGCAAAGAGUGAGGCUGCACAACAGGAGGAGAAAGCAAAGGAAGCCAACAACACACUACAGCAAAUGAGAGAUGAGUGGGCUGCCUGGAUGCAAAACCUUUGCUAAGUUUUUUUUUUUUUUAGCAUCAUUCAUCCUUGUCACGGCCAUUAAGCCGCUUGAACAUUUUUU
Messenger RNA from Rubroshorea leprosula, 1599 nucleotides. Lineage: Eukaryota; Viridiplantae; Streptophyta; Magnoliopsida; Malvales; Dipterocarpaceae. The record is from the annotation of a GenBank genome assembly.